AUGGCGAUACCAUCGCCCUGGAAAUCUAUCAGAUUCGCAUCGCAGCUGAUUGAACCAUCUCCCAAACGCCAAAAGAUGAGCAGCGUCACUUCCACAUCUACCCUAUCCGAUGGGAUCCCCAGCACUACGAGAAUGGGGCAAACUGCCUUCGUAGUGGCCUCUGAGGACCUCUCCAGCAUGGUCUUCCAUGCCGACGAGCUCCAGAAACUCGCCAACUCUUGGAACUCAUACCUCCCGUCGACUGUUAACGAAGGCCAUAUGGUGAAGACACUCCAAGCCUGCGAGAACAACGCCAACAGCCUUCGUAAUGCACUCGAAAGCUUGGAAGUCAAAGCUGCCAAAGCUUCUUCGAUUUGUGUUUUCCAAGAUACAACCGUCGAGUCCCGCAACACAUCCGAAGAUCAACAGCUCAAUGCUGCAAAGGAAGCCAAGUCAGUAUCGCCUGAGACGAUUGGGAUCCGAGUACUAACCCAGCCGCAGANNUCAGCAGCGAGCAUGGAAUUCCUCAUCAUGACUGGAAUCAACAGAAUCUUCAGUGACGAACUCUCACGCUUUGCCGACCUCAAAGGAACGUACUACGAUCUCACGUACUUCAGCUGGUUCCAGUAA
This is a messenger RNA of Aureobasidium uvarum, 609 nucleotides long. The record is from the annotation of a GenBank genome assembly. NCBI's taxonomy places the organism in Eukaryota, Fungi, Ascomycota, Dothideomycetes, Dothideales, Saccotheciaceae.